Molecule: messenger RNA, 2003 nt
Organism: Taeniopygia guttata (zebra finch)
Lineage: Eukaryota; Metazoa; Chordata; Aves; Passeriformes; Estrildidae
Product: protein shisa-like-1
Source: RefSeq, a predicted model, not a curated record
GCAUGGCCAGGCCCAGCUGAGCUUGGAGGCAAGCAGUGCCUGGUGCUGGGCAGGAGCUAGGGGGAUGGGAGUCAGUUCCUUGUGCGGGCAGCAGUGCCUGGGUGAAGCGUGGGAGUGCCUCCCCCAAACUCAGAGCCUUUAGCCCCUUUACAGAGUGAGCCUGGCGGUCUGCUCUGCUGGGGCUGCAGCGGCUGAGUCGCAGCUAAUUGCACCAUAUCACCAGAGCAUCCUCCUGGUUGCUGUGGGAACCACAGGUCAUACUUCCUGGCCCCUUGGGGCUACUUACUCCCAACGGGUGCCAGCAGGGAGGGCAUUGGGAAGGACUGGGUGAGGUGGGGAACUGCCUCAGCUCUGGCUUGGUUGGGUUGGACUGGAUGAGCUUAGAGGUUUUCUCCAACCGAAAUGAUUCUGUGAUUCCACAAUUCCUGCACAACCCCCAUCACAUCCACAUCCCAUGGAUUUGGCCCCUGGAAGCUCAGCACCUCACAGCACUUUCCCUGUGCCUUGGCCUGGUGCAGUGCCCUUUCAGGGACUCCCAGGAUGGGCCCAUGUGCCCAGGUGGGGCUCUGGACACAGCAGCUGGUGCCUUGCAUCCAGCUGGGAAAGGAGCCUGCUGUCCUGCUCCUGGCCCCAGAAGCUCAUUAGUGAUGCUCCCGCCCCCAGCACGGUCCCUGUGGGCAGAGUGAGUGCAGGAGGCUCUAAUGGCUCUGAGCGGCUCUUGGUGGAGGCUGUGAUGGAGGCGGGAGCAGGAGGGGCUGUGGUUUCUGCCUCCACUGGAGCCAGAACUGCCUCUGCCCAGGGCUGGCCGGGAAGAUGCUGGACGGGCACCUGCUCCAGCUGCUCCUUACCGCGGCUCUGUUCCCCAGCAUCCUUGGGACAGGUACAGCCCCAUUCCUGCCCCUCCUAUUCCCUGAACCCAUCCCUGAUGGGGCCUUGUCCCUUGAGGGUUGCUCCCCGACAGCCCAGAACAGAGGCUGGGGGUCUGUGCUGGGAGGCAGUGGUGUGCAGUGAGAGGUGGUGGGCCGUACUGGGGAUGGUGGCCCAGGUGUGGUGGUGCUGGGGUUACUCCUGCUGCAACACAUCUGUGGUGUCUUAAGUGCUGUUCCCACAGGGUCACAGGGAGGGGUUCAGCACGGGGGCUGGGGGCUGACCUGAUGUCCUGGGCGCUUUCCCCUCCUCUGCCACCAGCACCGCCCCUGCCCACGUUUGCCCUUGCCGAGGCCAAGGUGAGCACCGGAGGUCACAGCAUACACAGGGCCAUGGCACCAGAAGGCAGUGCCAGGGGAGCUCUGCUCUGCCACUGCUGCCUCGUGGGGUGUAGCCUGCUCUGAGGGCCGAGCGGGUAGCCCUGUGGCACAUUAGCCAGGCUCCCCGGGGCUGGGGAGCCCUCAGCCCAGCCCUGCCGGGACUGGGAGUCCCUGCUCUGCUGCAUCACGGCAAAGAGCAUGUCGCUGGAGCCUGUCCUACAGGCGCUGCACAGUUCCCGUGUUCUCCUUCCCUGCCCUCCUCAAUGCCUGCUCCCCGCUGCAGUCUCGGUGCAGAACCUGCACCUCUGCGAGGGCUACGUGGGCCCUGACGGCCGCUCCCACCCCGGCUUCUACUGCCCGCGGCUGACCGACCCCCCCGGCCACCGCUACUGCUGCCAGCCCAGCCUGGACGCUCUCAAGUCCUGCUGCUCUCAAGUGGCCCUGGAAGCCCUCACUGGAGUGAACCUCUCCAGCCUGGCUGGCCCUGGUCUACUCCGGAACCCGCUGGCCCUGCCUUUCGUGGGGCUCUAUGGGCUCCUUGUCCUGCUGCUUAUGGCCAUCGACCUCUGCCACUUCUACUGGAGCCGACGGUGCCGCCUCAGCCGCCUGCUGCCCCGUGCCUGCCGUGUGCCCCGUGGGUCCCCGCGGGGUCACCCGCCCGCCGCCCGCCCUGCCCACCGCGGCCCCCGAGGGACGCGCCCCAGCCAGGGCUGCUGAGGGGCGGCCACGGGCAGGGCAGGGCUGUGCACAGGGGGG